Molecule: messenger RNA, 6162 nt
Organism: Parastagonospora nodorum SN15
Lineage: Eukaryota; Fungi; Ascomycota; Dothideomycetes; Pleosporales; Phaeosphaeriaceae
Exons: 3
Coding region: 1-5853 (1950 amino acids)
Biological process (GO): fungal-type cell wall polysaccharide biosynthetic process; (1->3)-beta-D-glucan biosynthetic process
Cellular component (GO): 1,3-beta-D-glucan synthase complex; plasma membrane
Molecular function (GO): 1,3-beta-D-glucan synthase activity
Source: RefSeq, a predicted model, not a curated record
AUGUCCGGACAUCCGCAGGGAGGCCAAUACGACGACGGCUACGGCCAGACUCAGCCUCAAGGCCAGCACGCCCAGCAAGGCCAGGAUGGCUAUUACCACGACGACCAGGCGUAUGGCCAGUAUCACGACGAUGCUCGCGGCCAUGGCCAAUACCAGCAAGAUGCUUAUUAUGAUGAAAACAGCGGUUAUUACGACGGCCAGCAUGGACAACAGAACGGCUAUUACGACGAUCGCGGUGGCCAGCAGGGUUACCAAGACGAGUAUUAUGACAACCAGUACUACGACCAAGGAGGCGCCCAAGAGGGUUACGGCCAGCAACCUCGCCGCCGCCCUCACGACUCCGAGGAAGACUCGGAAACCUUCAGCGACUUCACAAUGCGUUCUGACGUCGCUCGGGGCGCCGACAUGGACUACUACGGCCGUGGCGACGAGUCUCGCUACAACAGCUACGGCGAAGGCAUGAACCGCGGUUACCGACCACCCUCGUCUCAGGUCUCAUAUGGUGGCAACCGAUCAUCAGGCGCUUCCACGCCCAUCUACGGCAUGGACUACCAAAAUGCCCUCCCCGCUGGCCAGCGCUCGCGAGAGCCGUACCCCGCAUGGACUGCUGAAGCCCAGAUCCCUUGCACCAAGGAGGAGAUCGAGGACAUCUUCCUCGACCUCACCGCCAAAUUCGGUUUCCAGCGUGACAGCAUGCGCAACAUGUACGACCACUUCAUGACGCUCCUCGACUCCCGAGCGUCUCGCAUGUCACCAAACCAGGCUCUUCUGUCUCUCCACGCCGACUACAUCGGUGGCGAGAACGCCAACUUCCGCCGCUGGUACUUUGCCGCUCAUCUCGACUUGGACGAUGCCGUGGGCUUUGCCAAUAUGAACCUUGGAAAGGCGAACCGCAGGACUCGCAAGGCCCGCAAGGCAGCGAAGAAGAAGGCUGGUGAGAACCCAGAUAACGAGCAAGAAACUCUUGAUGCCUACGAGGGCGACAACAGUCUUGAGGCCGCCGAGUAUCGCUGGAAGACGCGCAUGAACCGAAUGUCGCAGCACGACCGUGUGCGCCAGAUUGCUUUGUACCUCUUGUGCUGGGGUGAGGCCAACCAGGUGCGCUUCAUGCCGGAGUUGCUUUGCUUUAUCUUCAAGUGCGCCGACGACUACCUCAACUCACCGGCUGGUCAAGCUCAAACCGAGCCCAUUGAGGAGUUCACCUACCUGAACACCAUUAUUACACCGCUGUACCAGUACUGCCGUGAUCAAGGUUAUGAGAUUCAGGACGGCAAAUACGUUCGUCGUGAGCGUGACCACUCCUCUAUCAUUGGUUACGACGACAUCAACCAGCUUUUCUGGUACCCCGAAGGUCUCGAGCGCAUUGUGUUCGAGGACAAGUCUCGCAUUGUCGACCUGCCUCCCGCUGAGCGAUACGCGAAGCUCAAGGAUGUACUAUGGAAAAAGGUCUUCUUCAAGACAUACUACGAGCGCCGCUCUUGGUUCCACAUGAUUGUCAACUUCAACCGUAUUUGGGUCAUCCAUUUGACAACUUUCUGGAUGUACACUGCCUACAACUCGCAACCGGUCUACACAAAGAAAUACGAGCAACAGAUCGGCCAAACCCCACCCAAGGCGGCUGUCCUUUCUGCCGUCGCUCUUGGCGGUACCAUAGCCUGCAUAAUCCAAAUCGCCGCCACCUGUAUCGAAUGGUGUUACGUCCCUCGUAAAUGGGCUGGUGCUCAGCACUUGACCAAGAAGCUUUUCUUCCUUCUCGCUGUAUUCGCCGUCAAUCUUGCACCCAGUGUGUACAUCUUCGGUCUCGAUAAGCAGAUCGGCACUAUUCCGAAUAUUUUGGGAGGUGUUCAAUUUGCUAUUGCCUUGGUCACCUUAGUCUUCUUCUCGGUUAUGCCACUAGGUGGUCUGUUUGGUAGCUACUUGACGCGCAACUCUCGCAAGUACGUCGCAAGUCAGACGUUUACCGCAAGCUACCCACGUCUCAAGGGCAACGACAUGUGGAUGUCUUAUGGUCUAUGGGUACUGGUCUUUGCUGCGAAGCUGUCUGAGUCCUACUUUUUCUUGACUCUGUCGAUCAAGGAUCCUAUCAGGAUCUUGUCCCACAUGAAGAAGCCAGCUUGUCUAGGCGAUGCCAUCAUUGGCGAUAUCCUUUGCAAGUACCAGCCACGAAUUUUGCUCGGUCUCAUGUACUUCAUGGACUUGAUUCUGUUCUUCUUGGACUCCUACCUAUGGUACAUCAUCGCCAACAUGUUGUUCUCCGUAUCUCGGUCCUUCUACCUCGGUGUUUCCAUCUGGACUCCCUGGAGGAACAUCUUCUCCCGUCUGCCAAAGCGUAUCUACUCAAAGGUCUUGGCCACUACCGACAUGGAGAUCAAGUACAAGCCCAAGGUCCUCAUUUCCCAGAUCUGGAAUGCCAUCGUCAUCUCCAUGUACCGCGAGCAUCUCCUUGCCAUUGACCAUGUCCAGAAGCUCCUUUACCACCAGGUGCCAUCUGAGCAGGAGGGCAAACGCACUCUCCGCGCACCGACGUUCUUCGUGUCCCAGGAAGAUCAUUCAUUCAAGACCGAGUUUUUCCCCGCCCAGAGUGAGGCUGAGCGCCGUAUCUCUUUCUUCGCUCAGUCGCUUUCUACGCCUAUUCCUGAGCCUCUCCCGGUCGACAACAUGCCUACCUUCACCGUCAUGAUUCCUCACUACGCCGAGAAGAUUCUUCUCUCGCUCCGUGAGAUCAUUCGCGAGGAUGAGCCUUACUCUCGUGUCACCCUCCUGGAGUACCUGAAGCAGCUCCACCCUCACGAGUGGGACUGUUUCGUCAAGGACACGAAGAUUCUUGCUGAUGAGACUUCGCAAUUCAAUGGUGAUGACGAGAAGGGCGAAAAGGACACCGCUAAGAGCAAGAUCGACGAUCUCCCCUUCUACUGCAUUGGUUUCAAGUCUGCCGCCCCAGAAUACACCCUCCGAACACGUAUCUGGGCUUCCCUUCGAUCUCAGACUCUGUACCGCACCAUUUCUGGUUUCAUGAACUACAGCCGUGCGAUCAAGCUCCUUUACCGCGUUGAGAACCCCGAGGUCGUCCAGAUGUUUGGUGGAAACUCUGACAAGCUCGAGCGUGAGCUUGAAAGAAUGGCCAGGCGCAAGUACAAGAUUUGUGUCUCUAUGCAGCGUUACGCCAAAUUCACCAAGGAGGAGCGCGAGAACACCGAAUUUCUCCUCCGUGCCUACCCCGAUCUGCAGAUUGCAUACCUCGACGAGGAGCCGCCUGCCACUGAGGGCGAAGAGCCACGCAUCUACUCUGCUCUCAUCGACGGACACUCCGAGAUUAUGGACAAUGGCAUGCGUCGCCCCAAGUUCCGCGUCCAGCUUUCUGGCAACCCUAUUCUCGGUGACGGCAAGUCUGACAACCAGAACCACUGCAUUAUCUUCUACCGCGGCGAGUACAUCCAGCUUAUCGAUGCUAACCAGGACAACUACCUGGAAGAGUGUCUGAAAAUCCGUAGUGUCCUCGCCGAGUUUGAGGAAAUGACUACCGACAACGUCUCGCCUUACACUCCCGGUAUCCCGAACCCUAACUUCAACCCUGUCGCCAUUCUCGGAGCCCGUGAAUACAUUUUCUCUGAGAACAUUGGUAUCCUCGGUGAUAUCGCUGCUGGUAAGGAACAGACAUUCGGUACCAUGUUCGCUCGUACUCUGGCUCAAAUCGGUGGUAAACUCCAUUACGGUCAUCCUGAUUUCCUCAACGGUAUCUUCAUGACCACUCGUGGUGGUGUUUCCAAGGCUCAGAAGGGACUGCACUUGAACGAAGAUAUUUACGCUGGUAUGAACGCUCUACUCCGUGGCGGCCGCAUAAAGCACUGCGAAUACUACCAGUGUGGUAAGGGUCGUGAUCUUGGUUUCGGCUCCGUUCUCAACUUCACCACCAAGAUUGGUACUGGCAUGGGCGAACAGAUGUUGUCCCGCGAGUACUACUACAUGGGUACUCAGCUGCCUCUCGACCGCUUCCUGUCCUUUUACUACGCCCAUCCUGGUUUCCACGUCAACAACAUGUUCAUUAUGUUGUCGGUGCAGUGCUUCAUGUUCGUUCUUCUCAACCUCGGUGCCCUCAACCACGAGACCAUUCUCUGCCAGUUCGACAAGGACAUUCCUGUCACCGAUCCUCAAUGGCCCAACGGUUGCGCAAACUUGGUCCCUGUAUUCGACUGGGUCACUCGUUCUAUUGUGUCCAUCUUCAUCGUGUUCUUCAUCUCUUUCAUCCCUCUUACGGUGCAAGAGUUGACAGAACGUGGUUUCUGGCGCGCUGCAACCCGUCUGGCUAAGCACUUCUCUUCUGGAUCGCCUUUGUUCGAAGUUUUCGUCACUCAGAUUUACGCAAACGCCCUCCAAACCAACUUGUCUUUCGGUGGUGCUCGCUACAUUGGUACUGGUCGUGGAUUUGCCACUGCCCGUAUCCCCUUCGGUAUCCUGUACUCUCGAUUCGCCGGACCAUCCAUCUACCUUGGAGCUCGAUCUCUCAUGAUGUUGAUCUUCGCCACUAUCACCGUUUGGGGACCUUGGUUGAUCUACUUCUGGGCGUCCCUGCUGUCACUGUGCUUGGCUCCCUUCAUCUUCAACCCCCACCAGUUCUCGUGGGACGACUUCUUCAUCGAUUACAGGGAGUACCUACGCUGGUUGUCUCGUGGCAACACUCGUUCGCACAGUGCUUCAUGGAUUGGAUACUGCCGCCUGUCGCGUACGCGUCUCACCGGUUACAAGCGCAAGGCUCUCGGAGACCCAACCGCCAAGCUCUCUGGAGAUGUUCCACGUGCGGCCUUCACCAACAUCUUCCUUAGCGAAAUUAUUGGCCCGCUUGUCCUCGUCGCAAUCACCAUCAUCCCAUACCUUUUCAUCAACGCUCAGACUGGUGUAAACGAUGAGCGCGACUCGUCAAACGAAAAGCAGGGUAUUGGCAACCCCAGAAAGUCUGGUGCUCUUGUCCGUAUCGGAUUGAUUGCCCUUGGACCUGUCGCCAUCAACGCCGGUGUCUUGCUUGGCUUCUUUGCCCUCGCAUGUUGUGCUGGUCCUCUGCUCAGCAUGUGCUGCAAGAAGUUCGGUGCCGUCCUUGCUGCCAUCGCUCACGCCAUCGCAGUCAUCAUGCUCAUGGUCUUCUUCGUUGCCCUGAUGCUCUUGGAGGGUUUCAGCUUCCCCAGGGCUCUUGCUGGCAUGAUUGCAGUGGUUGCCAUUCAGCGAUUUGUCUUCAAGCUUAUCAUCUCGCUUGCACUUACCCGAGAGUUCAAGAGCGACACCUCCAACAUCGCGUGGUGGACCGGAAAGUGGUACACCAUGGGAUGGCACACCAUCUCUCAGCCUGGCCGUGAGCUUCUUUGCAAGAUUACGGAGCUCGGCAUGUUCGCCGCCGAUUUCAUCCUCGGUCACGUCUUGCUCUUCUUCAUGCUGCCAAUCUUGCUCAUCCCAUAUGCCGACAAGUUCCACUCGGUCAUGCUCUUCUGGCUACGACCCAGCCGACAAAUCCGUCCUCCUAUCUACUCGAUGAAGCAGACCAAGUUGCGAAAGCGCAGAGUCAUCCGCUAUGCCAUUCUCUACUUCUUCCUGCUCAUCAUCUUCCUUGUCCUCAUCGUUGGUCCCAUUGUCGCUGGCAGGUUCCUUACCUUGUCAUUCCUCAAGGAUCUGCCCAUGGAAAUCAUGCAGCCGACCGGUUUCAGCAACAACGAUACCAAGUCAACACCCACUGGCUCAUGUGUUCAAGGCAAGUGCCCCGAAUACCAAGGUGGCGGUGCCACUGGUGGAGGCGGUGGUGGCGAUGGUGGACAGGCAGCAGAGACGACGGAUCCGGCAGCUCGUUUCCGCCGAUACAUGGCCUACUAAAAGUACGAUGAUUUGUCGGUGGACAGUUGUCCCUAUCUUGCGUUGUACAACACAGGGGGAUCACGAGCAUGGUGACUUCGAAAGUCCCAUUAUGAUUGUAAUAUCCAGCAUAUCAUUUUUCCUUUCCUUUUGGUGUCGGGGCGGAACGAUCCCUACCUCGACUUUCUCUCUUUUUGAAACCUACACCCGGCAGAAGGGUUGGGUUGAUUGCACAUAUACUACGCUGGGUUUUUUGGGUUGACACGGCGAAUAUGUUAGAAGAGAGCGAAUUGCAUACAGAUAAAUAUAUGGAUGUCUUAAUGCCAACUA